GACAGUUUGAAAUAUUUGCGAAGUUGCACGAAGUAUGCAUAAUUAGACCUUAAUGGUAAAGAGGAAAAAUGCCAAAUGUCAUUUUAAAUAAACAGAGAAGAUAAAAAGUUUUUGUGCGCUCGCAAUUGCAUAUGUAGUGAAAGCAGAGAACGUUCUCUGGUAAAAUUCGUGUAAACUUAUUUAAAAAUAAAAAUUUUCGUCUUUUGCUGCAGUAAUAGACGUGUAACUAAAAUACUACUAAAAUGUCCACAGCAACCGAAGAGCUAGUGGAGCGCGUUAUUGAAGUAACGGGUGCCAGUACUGAUGAGGCUAAACAUUUAUUGGGUGCUUGCAACAACGACGUAGAGUCAGCUGUUGCGUUAUAUUUUGAACAAGGCAGUGGAGUUGCUGAUGCUGUGACCGCUGCCUUGCCAGCUGCCGAUGAUGAGGAUAAUGUUCGAGCACCCAUUGCACCGAGACGUGAACAAUUAAUUGGGCCAGAAGACGAUAAUUUUCUUGCAGCGCCCUCAUUGUCUACUGAGGGACGCAUGCAACGCAUGAACCAACGUGUGAAAAUAUGCCCCUUUCGUGAUUUUGCACGAGAAGGAGCUUUAAUGGAAGAGCAAAUGCAGGCAGAUGCAUCUGGGCUAGCCUCAUCAUCAAACGGAUCACAUGGUAGACGUUGGGCUAGUACGCGAGCAGCUUCAAUGAUGACAACUGCUAAUAGAACACUGCCUGCAGAUUUAAAACCUUCGACUUCCUCACGUUUGGGUGAUCUUUUCCGUCCCCCGACUGAUAUCUCUUUUGCUGGUACCUUUCAGUCAGCACGUGCACGGGCAACAGCUCUUAGUUGCUGGCUUUUGGUUAAUGUUCAAGAUGACAAUUUCAAUUCACAGGUCCUCAAUCGCGAUGUGUGGGCGAAUAAAGAAGUGCGCCAAGCCAUCAAAAGACGUUUUUUGUUGUGGCAAAUUGAUGCCGAUACCUCAGAAGGCCGUCGAUUUGCUACAUUUUAUCACUGCGAUAAUUUGCCAUAUGUGUGUGUUGUUGAUCCACGCACGGGCGAAGAGGUAUGGAAGUGUAUAGAUCCUAAAGAAUCAAAUGUCCUUUCUGGUUUACGAGAAUUUAUAAGUGAGCACAAAGAAUUCUUAGAUGAUGGAACUGAUGACAGUCCUUCCACUUCCAAGCGCACUAUAACCGUAUCGGAUGAUGAGCAGGAAGUCGAAGGAAGUUCUGAAAAAAAGAAACGUUUAAAAUUAUUGGAUCUUACUGAAGAGGAACAAAUUAAUUUAGCCAUACGGAAUUCUAUGCGUGAAAAUGGUAGUACAAAUGGUAAAAGUAAACGCAAAAAUACCUCCAAUAAUAUAGACAGCGACGGGUAUAAUGAUGCAGAUGACAGCAGUGAAUUUGAGUCGAUUGAAGAGUUCGGCGAUGAUGAUAGUAAAAGCGCGUUUGAUCAUAUGAAAAAUUCCUAUGAAAAGCACCUCGGUAAAGACACAAAUGAAUUAACUGCUCUUAGAUUGCGUUUACUUAAUGCCGAAGGCAAUGAUGAAGUGGUCCAACUGCGUUGGCCCUCAGAUACACUCUUGAAAGCGCUGCGCCUCUAUAUUGGCGAAAAGCACUCACAUGUUAUUAAAAAUGGCGGAACAUACAAAUUGAUUUGCGCGUUCCCUCGGAAAACGCUUGAUUCGGAACAUGAUAGUUCUACUAUAAAGGAAUUGGGUUUACAUCCAUCAGCAAAUUUACAUAUAACAUUAGAUGAGUGAUCAUGAUAUUUAUCAAGCGAGCAUUAUUAUUAUUAAUUAAAUGUAACUCAAAAUACAUACAUAUAUAAUUAAGAUUACACCAACAAAAA
Anastrepha ludens (Mexican fruit fly) is the source of this 1831-nucleotide messenger RNA. Its product is annotated as UBX domain-containing protein 7. The transcript is spliced from 2 exons. Gene Ontology annotation, cellular component: nucleus. Gene Ontology annotation, biological process: proteasome-mediated ubiquitin-dependent protein catabolic process. The coding region runs from base 243 to 1742 and encodes 499 amino acids. The record is from RefSeq and is a predicted model, not a curated record. NCBI's taxonomy places the organism in Eukaryota, Metazoa, Arthropoda, Insecta, Diptera, Tephritidae. Gene Ontology annotation, molecular function: ubiquitin binding.